AUGGAGAAAGUCAUUGCAUCGGUUAGAGUGUCAUCACUGUGUCCAAAUGCCAAAUAUGGGUGUAAAGAGAAUGUUACACAAGAAACUAGCUCAAGCCAUGAGGAGCAGUGUGUUUUUGCGCCUUGUUACUGCCCAGUGGGUGACUGCAACUAUACAGGCUCACACAAGGAUCUCAAGAACCACGUCAAUGAUGAGCACAAGGAAGGCCUGAUUCGUUUUGAGUGGGACACUCCUUUGGGAAUUGAGCCUAGUGGCCUCAGUGAGAAGAUAACCAUUCUUAGAGAGAAGAUAUAUGGGGAACUUAUCGUAAUCCGGGGGUUUAAAGGAUCAGACGGUAUGCUUGUAAGUGUGAGCUGCAUAGCACCUUUGGCAACUGAAAAGGGCAGAUUGUCUUGCAGUCUGGAAUUGAGAACCUCAAGAAACACACUGAAGCAUAUGUUGAUAGUGAAGGCGAUUCAGAAAACGAGCGAGGAACAGCCCAAAGAAGAUUUCGUGUUGAUUCCUUCCUAUAUGAUCAGGUUGAUAUGCUCUGUGGAAAUUUGCGUGAGCCGUACGUAG
This is a messenger RNA of Eutrema salsugineum, 558 nucleotides long. Its product is annotated as E3 ubiquitin-protein ligase SINA-like 10. Gene Ontology annotation, molecular function: zinc ion binding. The record is from RefSeq and is a predicted model, not a curated record. NCBI's taxonomy places the organism in Eukaryota, Viridiplantae, Streptophyta, Magnoliopsida, Brassicales, Brassicaceae. Bases 1 to 558 code for a protein of 185 amino acids. The transcript has a single exon.